UUUUAUCAAAUCCAACACAAAGCACCAGUAAAAUAACACUUGUUGCCUUGGAAACCUUCAACUUGAAGACUCGCAGAGAGAGCACUGCCAUAUCUCUUUCCCCGGCUCUCUGGCACCAGUCUUCUUCUCCGUUGUUUGUUAACACAACAUAAAGAUAUAGGCUUAAUGAGAUGAUGAAUUAUGGGGUUUCUUAUGGUUAUAAUAAUGGAGGUGGAUCAUCAUCCUCCUCUUCAAAUUUAUCAGCUUCAGCCCCACCUUUCACUGUUGAUAGGUCUGCAGCAAAACCCCUUUUGGAUUUAACUGAACCCACUUAUCCUGUUAGCUUGAAUCCCUCCUUACACAAUUGGGUCACCUCCAACUCUUACAUUCCCAAUUCAAGACCUGAUCUCUUUCCCAUUCCAAACCUGGAAUUUGAUUCCUUGCCUUCCCCACUUGCAUUUGGAUACUCCUCGCCUACUUCCCAGAUGCCAUCUAUGAGCCACCCUCUUGUUUCGGCUUCCACUGAUGCUGUUUUGUAUGGUCAAGGUAAUCCUAGCAUUGUUGAAGCUAAACCAUAUUAUCCGUAUGUUUCACCUGCAAUUGCUAGUGAUGGUUCCUUGAAGAUCCCCAACCAAUCUGGUUAUGAAUUGUUGUCUACCUCUCAUGUUGGAACAUCUAAUGGAUCCUCUCGUGAUGGUUAUAGUCAAAGCUUGGUAGUUUUGGAUCAUACAGCACAGUGGAAUGGCUUGUGGGAGGGAGUUACUGAUUGGCAUCAGAGCAAAAAAAUGCAACUUGACGGAGGUUUUUCUGCGAAGGAGAAUUUCAUUAAUCAAGGGUUUUCUGCAUUCAAGGAUAUCAGCAAAUGUGAAGAAACUUCCCUUGGAAUCGACGUGGUUGGUAGGCAAGCACACACUGAGUCUGCAAGCACAGGACAGCUGGAUUAUAAAGCGUUCCUUGGUGAAAAACCCAAGUUCCUGCAUGCGGGUUAUUCAACACCAUCACCUUUGGUGUUUCCUUCAGUAGCACCACAAGCUUAUCCUCAGGUACCAUCCUCAAAUGUAGUCAAUUCUCCGAUUAAUCAAAUGCCAGAUGUCAUUUCAUAUGGAAAAUCCUCAAGGAAGCGUGAUGCUAGUCCAAAUGAUAGUAUGCCAGUGAUGAAGCCUUCACCUGCUGUUGUUGUUAGAUCCCCAGGGCAAGAUACAUAUUCAUUUAAAAAUAUGAAAUCUGGUUGUGAUGGUGAUGAGAAGGGCAAUAAUUCCUCAUCUGUGCCAGAGCCUAGCUCUGAAGGAAAAGUUUUCUAUGAUUCUAGCCAAAUUAAUUUUCAUCUGAAACAACAUGAUGAUUACUUGGCAGAAAUUUCCUCUAAAAACAAUGAGUUGCCAAGCAACAAAAAUAUUUCUGUGAAUUUCUUCGAUAAGCUUUUCAAAGAAAAAAUGGACAAUAAAGUUCUUCGUAGAAAUCUAGAUUUCUUCAAUUUGGAUAUGGAUGGUCAUGAAGCCAUAGGUUCUGUAGAGAAUACUUCUGAAAGUUUAGAUCAUUACAACCCUGCUGUGGACUCACCAUGCUGGAAAGGUGCUCCAGUUUCUCAUCUAUCUGCAUUUGAAAUUUCUGAGGUUGUGGACCCGCUGAUUCCGAAAAAGGUAGAAGCUUGCAAUGGCUUGAGUCCUCAGGACCCUCAAAUCUCCCCUUCCGCUACUAAUGAUGCUGUAAAAGCCUGCCCUGAAAAACAAAGUAAUAUUUCUGUGCCCCUCAAUCAUGAGAGUCUGGAACAUCAACCAGCCUCUUUGUUUAAGAGGCCUUUAGUUGCUAAAAUGUUAUUUAGAGAAGAAAUUGAUGAUGCUGGGAAGUACGGACCCUACCAAAGGAUACCAAGCUAUUGUCAUGAAGCUCAAAUUUCUGAUGUCAUUGAUGAUGAAACUAGGAAAGAAAGUAUCCUUUCUGAUUUUAACUCCCUGCACACUGAGAAGCGAAGUCUUGAAGAUGGUGAAUGGCCAUCAAAGAAAAAUUCUUAUGUUGCAGAUGUUAGGAGGAAAAUCAAUGAUGACCCUGAUGAUUGUUCAUCUCACGUACCGUUCCAUGCUAUAGAACAGGUCUUAUGUUCGCCACCUUCAUCAGAACAUGCCCCUGCUCAGCACACCCAAUCACAGGGUGAAGAAUCAUCGUCAAAGAUGCAUGCACGAACACUUGUUGAUACAAUGCACAACCUUGCAGAAUUGCUCCUAUUUUACUCUUUGAAUGACACUUGUGAGUUGAAGGAUGAAGACUUUGAUGUUCUUAAAGAUGUGAUCAACAAUCUCAAUAUCUGUAUGUCGAAGAAUUUGGAAAGGAAGAUUUCAACACAAGAAUCAUUGAUUCCUCAGCAAGCCACUUCUCAAUUUCAUGGAAAGUUAUCUGAUCUUUACAAGGGCCAACUUGAGUUUCAGUAUUUUGAGGAUGAGGAGCAUAAAAUUGCGUCUGAUAAGAAAAAGGAGAAACUGUCAAAUUGGGUUUCCACAAGGUGUGCUGCUGAUACAGUCAAAGAUGAUAACAUGACCCAGGCUAUAAAGAAGGUUCUUGCCAAGAAUUUUCCGAUCGAAGAAGAAUCCGAGUCUCAAAUUCUUCUGUAUAGAAAUCUAUGGCUUGAAGCAGAAGCUUCAUUGUGCUCUGUUAAUCAUAAGGCUCGCUUCAAUCGAAUGAAGAUUGAGAUGGAAAAAGGCAACUCACAAAAAGCAAACGAUUUUUCUUCUGCUGCCCCUGUUGUACCAGAAAAAUCUAUGGUCAAGGAGAAUCUUUCAAAGCCCAAGGUUUCAUCUGACAUAUUGCCUGCUGAUGAUAAGGGCUGCCCUGUCCAAGAUGUUUCCUUAAUAGAUUCAUCUAUCUUGAACAGUAACAGCCAUUCAGAUGAUGUCAUGGCCAGAUUUCAUAUCUUAAAAAGCCGGGUUGAAGACUCAAAUUCUAUGAGUACUUCAGCUGUGGAGAAAUUAUCAAGUUCCAAGGUUUCUACUGAUCUGAACCUGGUUGACAAAUUGGCAUGUGACACGAAUGAUAGCACUAAGCCCAAUUUAUCCAUCCAGGAUUCUCACAUGUCGGGAACAAGCAGUAAUGCUGAUGGUGUUAGCAGCCAUGCAGAUGAUGUUAUAGCUAGAUUUCAUAUCUUAAAAUGCCGGGUUGACAGCUCUAGUUCUGGGAAUACUUCAGCUAUGGAGAAAUUGUCAAGUUCUAAGGUUUCUCCUGAUCUGAACAAGGUUGACAAAAUGGUAUAUGACACCAAAGAUAGUACGAAGCCCCAUAUAACCAUCCAGGAUUCCCCCAUGGCAGGAAGGAGCAGCCAUGCAGAAGAUGUCAUGGCCAGAUUUUGUACUUUAAAAGGCCGGGAUGACAACUCUAAUUCUGUGAAUAUAUCAGCCAUGGAGAAAUUGACAAGUUCCAAGGUUUCUUCUAAUCUGAGCAAUGUUGGUAAAUUGACUGUCGAAGCAAAAGAUAGCACAAAGCCAGAUAUAACCAAGCAGGAUUCUCCUUUGCCAAGCACAUCAAGUCAUGCAGAAGAUACUGAAGCUGCUAUUAUGGCCAGAUUGCUUAUCUUGAAACACAGAGAUGGCUGUUCAAGUUCCUUGGAAAUGGAAGAGCAUCAGCCAGAGAGCAUUGAUAGUGGGUACACCUGUCUGAGAAGGGAUGUUCCAAUGGGUAAAGGUGGAUUGAAAGACAGCAUUUUGGAUGUAAAUAUGGAACCUGCCAUCCGAAAUUAUCCUGCUGACUCUGCUGAAGACAAAUCAACUGUGAAAGAAUUCCGGUUAUUUGUCAAUGACGAUGCCAAGAUCCAAUCUAGCCUCACCAAUAGGUUUGGAGACCAACCUCAUGCUGGUUGGUAUGAUAGCUGUUCAUCAGACUGGGAACAUGUGUUGAAGGAGGAGAUUGUAGGGCAGGGUUAUUGAUGAACAAGUUGGAUGCUCAAUGUUCCCUCAUCUGCAAAUAAUAUCCUCUCUGUUUUCCAAUAACAUAUAUAUGGUGUGACAGACAUUUUUACGUUGGCUUUGCUUUAAUGAGAGUUUGAUGGCUCUUUGAUCGUAUGAAAAGUUUAUGGACUUCGAAUUUUGUAAAUGUAUGUGUGCCUUUUUUCC
Molecule: messenger RNA, 4076 nt
Organism: Populus euphratica (Euphrates poplar)
Lineage: Eukaryota; Viridiplantae; Streptophyta; Magnoliopsida; Malpighiales; Salicaceae
Exons: 6
Coding region: 171-3890 (1239 amino acids)
Source: RefSeq, a predicted model, not a curated record